Molecule: messenger RNA, 1034 nt
Organism: Merops nubicus (carmine bee-eater)
Lineage: Eukaryota; Metazoa; Chordata; Aves; Coraciiformes; Meropidae
Product: aldose reductase-like
Exons: 10
Coding region: 27-1034 (335 amino acids)
Cellular component (GO): cytosol
Molecular function (GO): aldose reductase (NADPH) activity
Source: RefSeq, a predicted model, not a curated record
CCCCAGGUAAGGUGGAGACAGCAGUGAUGGCAGCCAUCGAUGCUGGGUACCGACACCUUGACUGUGCCCACGUGUACCAGAAUGAGAAGGAAGUUGGGGAGGGGAUCCAGCAGAAAAUCAAGGAAGGUGUUGUGGAACGAGAAGACCUCUUCAUUGUCAGUAAGCUGUGGUGUACGUUUCAUGAGAAGCCUCUGGUGAAGGGAGCCUGCCAGAAGACUCUUGCUGACCUGAAACUGGAUUACUUGGAUCUCUACCUCAUCCACUGGCCUUUUGGUUUGAAGGCAGGGGAGGAGCUGUUCCCCACAGAUGACAAAGGCAUGUCUAUACCCAGCAACACUGAUAUCCUACAGACAUGGGAGGCCAUGGAAGAGCUGGUGGACUGUGGCCUGGUAAAAGCCAUUGGUAUCUCCAACUUCAACCGUGAGCAGAUUAAAAGAAUCUUGAACAAGCCAGGACUGAAGUACAAGCCUGCAAAUAACCAGAUUGAGUGUCAUCCAUACCUUUCCCAGGAGAAGCUGAUCAACUAUUGCCAAUCUAAAGGGAUCACUGUGACAGCGUACUGUCCCCUUGGACGCCCUGACAGUGCUAAGCCAGAGGUGCCUUCCCUUCUGGAUGAUCCUAAGAUCAAAGAGAUUGCAGCCAAGCACAACAAAACCCCAGCACAGGUGGGUAGGUGCAGCACAGAGGGGUUUUCUUCCAGUAACACAGCCAUAAAGGAUAACAGAGCUGAGGAGCGGGAAAAUGCUAAGCCAGAGGUGCCUUCCCUUCUGGAUGAUCCUAAGAUCAAAGAGAUUGCAGCCAAGCACAACAAAACCCCAGCACAGGUUCUGCUUCGCUUCCAGAUCCAGAGAAACGUGAUUGCCAUUCCCAAGUCUGUCACACCGCAGCGCAUCGUGGAGAACUUCAAGGUGUUUGACUUUGAAUUGACUAAAGAGGAGAUGUCCGCCCUCCUCAGCUUAAACAGAAACUGGAGGAUCUGUGAAAUGAUCACGUGCAAAAAUCACAAGGAGUACCCUUUCAAUGCAGAAUACUGA